UUUCAGAGUGAUUCCUGUUUUGUUGAUUAUCGACCGGAAACAAAACGUGAGUCUCAUUCGAUAGCAGGGUUCUUUCGUUUUACAUCUUCGGUUGGAACAGUCGCUUGAUUCACAAAUAUGGCAGACCUAGACGAUCAUUUCGACACCGCCGAUUCCGGAGCAUCGACCACUUACCCGAUGCAAUGCUCGGCCCUACGCAAAAACGGAUUUGUUAUGUUGAAGUCGCGGCCAUGCAAAAUCGUCGAGAUGUCUACAUCCAAGACCGGAAAGCACGGACACGCUAAAGUUCAUAUGGUUGGAAUUGAUAUUUUUUCCAACAAGAAAUAUGAGGAUAUUUGCCCAUCUACUCAUAACAUGGAUGUUCCCCAUGUUAAACGUGAAGACUUCCAGUUGAUUGCCGUAAGUGACGACAACUUCCUCACCCUAAUGUCGGACGGCGGCGAUUUGCGUGAAGACUUGAAGGUUCCAGAUGGCGAGAUUGGCGAAUCAUUACGUGCAGAUUUUGAUAAUGGCAAGGAGUUACUGUGCACUGUGCUUAAAGCAUGUGGAGAGGAGUGCGUUAUUGCAACUAAGAACAAUACGGCUCUGGACAAAUAAACAAAACGUGUUGCCGUUAAUUUCUGUUGCAUUUACAUCUGAAGCAAAUUUAUUCAAAGAUGCUGUUAUAGGCUAGUUGGCUCUACAUCUUAAAUCUGGUUCUGAAGAUCGUAAUAAAUAAAACAGAAACUCGAAGCAUCCAUGUUUGAAUAACUAAGUAACAAAAUAAACGUUUGCCAAUAAAAUUUUUUACCUAAA
Molecule: messenger RNA, 795 nt
Organism: Drosophila subobscura
Lineage: Eukaryota; Metazoa; Arthropoda; Insecta; Diptera; Drosophilidae
Gene: eEF5
Product: eukaryotic translation initiation factor 5A
Exons: 4
Coding region: 118-597 (159 amino acids)
Biological process (GO): positive regulation of translational elongation; positive regulation of translational termination
Molecular function (GO): translation elongation factor activity; RNA binding; ribosome binding
Source: RefSeq, a predicted model, not a curated record